Molecule: messenger RNA, 3049 nt
Organism: Pelobates fuscus (common spadefoot toad)
Lineage: Eukaryota; Metazoa; Chordata; Amphibia; Anura; Pelobatidae
Gene: PPME1
Product: protein phosphatase methylesterase 1
Exons: 9
Biological process (GO): protein demethylation
Molecular function (GO): protein methylesterase activity
Source: RefSeq, a predicted model, not a curated record
AUUGGUCACAGUAUGGGUGGCGCUAUUGCUGUCCACACGGCAGUUGCCAAUCUCGUGCCAAGUUUGUUAGGUCUCUGUAUGAUCGAUGUUGUUGAAGGCACGGCUAUGGAAGCAUUAAACAGUAUGCAAAACUUCUUACGCAGCCGCCCCAAAACCUUCAUAUCACUGGAAAAUGCCAUAGAAUGGAGUGUGAAGAGUGGCCAGAUCAGGAAUUUGGAGUCUGCACGUGUUUCCAUGGGGGGGCAGAUCAAACAGUGCGAAGAAGCAUCAACCCCAGAAGUAUCCAAAGCUAUUGUAGAAGGCAUAAUUGAAGAGGAAGAAGAAGAUGAAGAAGAGAAUGGGGGACAAUCCCUUAACAAGAGGAAGAAAGAGGAUGAUACUGAAACCAAAAAAGAGCACCCAUACACUUGGAGAAUUGAGCUUUCAAAAACCGAGAAAUACUGGGACGGUUGGUUCCGAGGCCUCUCCAAUCUUUUCCUGAGCUGCCCCAUUCCCAAACAGCUUCUCUUAGCAGGUGUGGACAGAUUGGAUAAAGAUCUCACUAUAGGACAGAUGCAAGGAAAGUUCCAGAUGCAGGUUCUCCCACAGUGCGGCCAUGCAGUACACGAAGAUGCUCCUGAUAAGGUUGCUGAAGCAGUGGCUACAUUCUUGGUGCGUCACCGGUUUGCAGAACCAGUUGGCGGCUUCCAAUGCGUCUUCCCGGCCUGUUAAUCUUCGGCAUCUCUUGGACGCAGUCAUGUUGUAAAUAACUUGUGCCAGAGGCUCGAGGCAAUGUCCAUCUUUUACCGUCAAGCCCAGUACAAGAGAAUACAGAUGGGGUCUAUCAGCACAUCAAAAUUGACAUCGCAACAUGACAUUUUUUUUUUUUUUUUUUUCUCUCUUUAAUUUAUUAUUUUGAUUUUUUUUUUUUUACAUUUUCUCUCAUGCCAGUGCACUGGCCAGCUGCGUACUAAAAAGGGCAUCAUUCCGUGGUUUUCCAAGAAUGUGCCAGCCUUUGCCCUCUGUGUUUACUUCAGCAUGAUCUGUUUUCUAUAAUUGAGGGUGAGAGGACCAUCCGAUGUCUCUCUCUUUACCUCCUCCCCAUAUAUACACUCACAGUCCUUGCAGAUACUUGUGUUUUGAGGAUGUAAAGUAUCCCCUGGGACUUAAAGGACAUUUAAGUCACUACAUGCAAGAUGCAGAGGACUUAUUAGAAUCUCUUUCUUUUGAGCUCCACAUUUAAAAAUAUAUUGCCCUUUUUGCUGAGCUGGGAUAGAGAAAAGUCACCUAUGGUUUUAGGAAGGAAGCAAAGCCGCCUCUUCCUUAAAAUCUGCUCAAAUAACCAUUAUCAAAGUCUGUGCCUGAAAAAGAGGGCUUGCAACGGCUACAGACUGGUCUGCAACGUCUGCAAGAUGUAUUUUGUUUCAUAUACCCACAAAGAAAACAUGCGGGGAAAAAUACAUGUUUGUUUUCUCUGGGGUAUAUCUGCUAAAUAGUAAAAAAAAAAUGUCAAUGGAGUGUACCUUUUUAAGUGUACAUUGUAUGCUUUUUCAUGGUUGUUGCAAAUCGAAACCCUGAAAGUAUUGAUUUUCUUCAGCCAAUGUGUGGGUGAUUUCCAGAAAGCCUGGUCUUUUUAUUUCCUGUUCACUGUUGUUCAUUUUUGGUAUUGAAAGGCAAGCCGUUGGGGAUCAGCAGUCCUUCCUAUCUAGCGAGACGAGGACUAGACAAAAUGUAGUUCCUGUGGUAAAACGCAGUGGUGUAGUUGCUGCUCUUCCUGUAGGGAAUAUGAGCCUUCGAUGUAAAACCAGGAACAGACUUGUAACUUAUUCACCAGACUUUCAGGAUUAUUUACUAAACUGUCAUGAAUUCGCUGGGAGAUUGACAUUUUUAGACCAAAAUAAGUGAAAAGAAAACAAAAACAAGUUGCAGAUUUUUUUUUUCUUUUCAAUCCUGCUGUUCUAGUCUAACAUUUGACCUUCACUGGUCCAUACUCGGCAGUAAACUUUAGGGAAUACAUUUAGUGGUUAUGGUGCUUUGUCUACACUGUAACUAUUGUACCGUAGAGUGACUCAAACCAGACCACAUAAAGAAUGAAAUAUGGGGACAAACGUCAGCCAGGCAUUAAACAUCUUAGCUCAAUGAAGGCCAACCUGCUAUCUCAGCUGGUCCUGCACUACAUGUCCCAUAAUGCUUAGCCAGUUUUAAGCUACAUUUGUAGUUAAGGGACAUUUGGGAUACUAAAGCAGAGCGGAUUCUGUUAAACUCUUGCUGGCUUUGAAACAUGCCAGUGAUAGGGUUAAUGUCCUUUGAUUCUAUUUGUAAAGGAACGUGUUUAUCUCCUCUGGGCUACAUGCUAUAACGGUAGGAGUUCCUCACUUAAUUUUACAAUAUUUCCCCUGCAAAUUAAUAAAAUAAAAUGUCAGAUUAGGUUAGGAAUACAAAUUAAAUAUAUACAUUGUGCCAGUUUAAUUACAAACAAAUGUAUAGAAUAAAAUAUUCACUUACCUGGAGUUUGCUCUUGCCUUCAAGAUGGAUGCACAAUGCCCCAAACCCAUAAUGCAUAGCAACUUGCAAGUGCGAGUAUACCUGCUAUUAGGAAAGUGUGAUUGGCUUGAAUGUUCAACUGUGGCAGCCAUGUUUAUAGUUUUUACCUCUGAUAAUGGCAUAAAUAAAAAAUAUGUAAAUGUAGAAAUCCGAUUAAAUCGAUGUAUUUUCUGACAGUCUGGCUAGCCCGGUAUUUCAAUGUUAUUUUCUAUAUGAUUACCAUGUCUGUCUUGCAUGUUCCUCCAACUUCAAUACAUUCACUUCGUUGCCAGAUGCUUUUUUUAUUUUUUUGAUUAAUUUUAAAUGAAUGUAAACAUGGUAAAUCUUAAGCUCUAUGGCUACACAUUAAAAAAAAUGUAUCAGGUUGUUGCGUGAAGAAACCUCUGUAGCAUGAGUGCGUGCCAUGUUUGACAACCAUCAGGAAGAAAACAAUGUAAAAUUAGACAUUGCGAUUGGCGAAGUAUUACUGCGUGUACUUCAGAUGAAAUGUGUAUGGAAAAUCUCAUUAUUAAAAGUUAAAACCGUC